AUGGAUGGAAUACGUUUUGCUCCUGGCUAUAGUGUAGAACAAGCUAUGGAAGAGUUAUUUCGUAGCAGUAGUGAUUCAGAAGGUAGUGACGCCGAAGAUGAUGGAACAGAGACGCAGGUAGACCAAAGUGAUGAAAUUUGUUUACAUGAAUUAGAAGAAAUUGAUAUUCUUGCUGAAAAUUAUGACAGUGGAGAAGAUGAAAGUGCAGUACUGGUGUCUCCGGACUUGAACGAGACAGUGUCUACGCUACGCCUGACGGCGGGCGCCAGUGACCACGACCGAGUGGUCACGUGCCGCGCGGAGAACAGCCACGUCCGGGGCGGCGUCGAGGAGGACUCGUGGCGACUCGACGUCUACUUCAUGCCAAUGGUGCAGCUCCAUCUGGGACCGAACCUGGCAGCUGAGAACAUCAAGGAAGGCAGCGACGUCUACUUUGAAUGCAAGAUGAGGGCUAAUCCAGCAGCCUACAAGGUUGUUUGGACAAAUAAUGCCGAGGCGGAGAAGAUCCGGCAGGAGACGGUCAGAGUUCUGAAUAAAGCAAAGCCACCGAAGCAAAACAUCAACGCAGAGGAAUACCAUGCCAUCAAGGAACUCAGGGACAACCCCUACUUAGUAGUGGUACAGGCAGAUAAGGGCAACGCCACUGUAGUCUUGGACACAACUCAUUACAACAAACGAAUGGAAGAUAUUCUCGCAGAACCUAUCUACAAGAAACUUCAGGGAGAUCCGACGGCCAAGGGCGAGGUGAUACUGCACAACACGUCAGCGGGCGUGAUUGUCAGCAGCAGCCACCUGGCGCUGCAGUCGGUGACCCGCAAGCAGGCUGGCAGCUACUCCUGCAUCGCGUCCAACGUCGAGGGCGACGGCCGCAGCAACGUCGUCAACCUCGCCGUCAAGUAUAAGCCGGUGUGUCACGAGGGCGAGCAGCGGCCGGUGACGAUAGCGGUGGGUCUGGGCGAGCGCGCCACCGUCAAUUGCAGCGUGGACGCGCUGCCAACGGCCGACUCGUUCCGCUGGUCGCUAGGCAACAGCUCGUACCUGCCCGGGCUCGACCCCGCGAUCGCAGCGCCGCCGCCGCCCGACUCCGGCGCCGGACAGUCGCUGCAACUCAUCCCCCUGUCGCAGAGCGACUACGGCACCCUGCUCUGCUGGGCCUCGAACGCUGUCGGCAUCCAGGUCGCCCCUUGUGUCUUCCAUAUUGUGCCAGCAGGUAAGCCGGACCCAGCGAGCAACUGCACGCUGGUGAACCAGACGUCGACGUCGCUGCAGCUGGAGUGCCUGGAGGGCUUCGACGGCGGCCGGCCGCAGCGGUUCGAGCUGCUGGUGGAGGAGGUGUCCACCGGCCGGCUGCUGUCCAAUGUCACCUCCCGCUGGCCAUCCUUUGGCGUGGCGGGCCUGCGGGCUGGCCAGGCGCUGCGCCUCACCGUCACCGCCUUCAACAGCCGCGGCCGCUCCAUGUCCGUCGCGCUGGACGCCUACACGCUCAAGGCUGCGGAGCUCCGAACAGGCGUGCCGGUGCCGUUCGAGCUGACGCCCAUCCUGAGCGUGCUGCUGAGCGUGGCGACGGUGCUGCUGCUGGCGGUGGCGGGCAUCGUGGGCUCGCAGCGCGUCCGCUCCAGCAAGCAGCGGCAGCAGGACGCGGCCGCCGCCGCCGCCCGCCAGGCGCUCGACGCCGCCCAGGGCGCCAUCAAGGCCGGCCCCGACGUCGAGGACCCCAACCCCGACCUCAUCCCGCCGACCAGAGGUAAACUGCAAGUCCGCCGCACAGUGCUGCACAGCUUCGGUAACAGUCGCUCCCUAAACUGA
Messenger RNA from Schistocerca americana (American grasshopper), 1806 nucleotides. RefSeq names its product nephrin-like. The coding region runs from base 1 to 1806 and encodes 601 amino acids. The transcript has 8 exons. Lineage: Eukaryota; Metazoa; Arthropoda; Insecta; Orthoptera; Acrididae. The record is from RefSeq and is a predicted model, not a curated record. Gene Ontology annotation, molecular function: protein binding.